Molecule: messenger RNA, 8619 nt
Organism: Paramecium tetraurelia
Lineage: Eukaryota; Ciliophora; Oligohymenophorea; Peniculida; Parameciidae
Exons: 4
Biological process (GO): protein deubiquitination
Cellular component (GO): nucleus; cytosol
Molecular function (GO): protein binding; cysteine-type deubiquitinase activity; cysteine-type endopeptidase activity
Source: RefSeq, a predicted model, not a curated record
AUGAGUGAAGAAAUACAGGCGAUGAAAUAAUUGGUGUCGUAGGUGGAUAAGCUUAAGACAGCCAAAAUGGAAUAGCAAUAUGAACCGAUUCUGCAAGCUUUAUAAAGAGUAGAGUAGUAUAUGGAGGAGACCGUCACAGCAGAUGGUCGACAAUAUUUACCAGAGUUGAUAAACAUCUGUGUGAAUUUCAUCAUCAAUCAUAAGGGUUAUCCAGAUAGAGUGAUUUUCAACAUAGAAGCAUUUAUAAAGUGCGUAUUGAAAUACAUUUCCAAUAAUCUCUAAGAUGAGAAGGUAAGCUAAAUAUUUAGGACUAUAAUGGACCCAUCUCGUAUGAUAUAUGAGCAUAAUGCACAUCGUACUGAAUGGCAUGAUCAAUUCAUUAAAUAUUCUUACUCACUCAAUCCUCAAUAUAAGUAAUUCAUUGACCAACUUUAAGAAGGCACUUAUGUAGAUUGUCUGCGUCUCUGUCGUAGCACUGCUCGAUGGAAUUGGUCAAGAGGAGUGGUAGAAGAACACAGUGAAGACGACAUAAAGGUUAGAUUUCUAAACGAGCAAUCUGUCAAACAAAUAUACAAUAUAAGAAGUGGUCAUCUCAUGCCAUUUAGAACUCGAUCUCAAAGAUUAGAUCAAAUGUUCAAUCUUUAAAUAGGCUAGGUGAUCCUGGCAACCCAAUCAGACAAAUGGGUUUUGAGCACUAUUUAGCAACGUAUUGAAGAUAAAGACAUAGAACCUAUUGUUAAUUAUAACAUAGCAUUUCGCUUUUAUACAGAGGAUGGAAAUUCAAUAGAUGAUGAAUCUUAGAAAAAAUUUAUUGGUUAUAACCGACAUUAUGAUGAACAAAUAACUGCAUGUCAUCCUAGACUAGCAUUUUGUGAUGAUCAUAUUGUAAGGAAAUUCAACUCAAAUGAACAAUAUAUUGAUGACAGUUAUGAUAUCCUAUACUAAUAAGAUUAUCAAGAAGAGAAAUUCUAUGCUAUCUUGAGACCUAAACAAUCAAAGAGUUUUCUUUUGAUUUAAUUUAUCAAUCAUUUUGGAUAUUUUGGAGGAUUCGAAAAGAUACUCAACAUUUAAUCAGUUGAUAUUCUGGCCAAUUACAUGUCUGCUAUUGGCAACAUCCAUGCUUAAUUGUUCAGAUCUUUCUGCCAAGAAUACGUUCCCAAAUUGUAGGGUUUGAGACAAACUUUGCUUCAUUCUGAUGAGUAAACCUUGAGAAAUAUGGGAAGAGAGAAGAUGAAUUUGAUCAUCCAAGCCUUUAAAGUACUUUUGGAUAGAAUUAUGAAUGAGGAAUAAAGGAGAGAAUGGCUAUAAAAGUUGAGUUUGGAAUUUGUGUAGGUUUGUUUCAAUUGUAAUUUCUUGGAUAAGAAAAUUAUGGGAUUAAAGCUGUUGACUGAUAUGUUGAAGUAGGCUAGUGUUGAUAAGAGUCCUUAAACGGUUUUGUAAUGGAUUGAAAGUGAGAAUAUCAUGGAGACAUUGUUUCAUCAUAAUACACAUCUUCAAUUACUUGAGAGGACAAAGGAGUUGAUCAGAAUUUAUUUGAACAUCGAAAAUGCAUUUACAGCCAAACAUAUGUCUAUGAUUUGGGAUCUGAUGUAAUAGAAUGAUAAUGAAUUGAGACCCAUUAUUUUUAAAUUAAUCAAUGAAAUUGCAUUUGCUAUGCGAGAAUAUCAUGUGAUUUUCUUUAUGGAAUAAAUCAAAUAAUUGAAAGAGGAUUCAAUAUUGAUCGAGCAUGUUUAAUUAUUAUAUGAAAUGAAUAGAUAUUAAAUUAAAAAUUAAGAAUUGAUAAUUUUGUCAAUUGAUACUUUAUGGAGAAUAAUUGAAUAUGCUGGUUAGUCAUAAAAGCAGUCUUUAGAGGAUAAAUCAAGGUCAUAUCUUUGUGAUUUGAUCAAGAAUCUAGAGAUUAAGGAAAUUAAAGUUCAAAUGGUUCAAAAGUUAAUAUCAAAUAUUUAAUAAAUGAAAGUAGAGAGUUCAUCAAUUAAAACACUAUCUCAUUUUAUAUGUUCAUUUCCAUCAAAAUAAUAAUCAUAACCAUAACAACCAGACAAUAAUGCAGAAUCAUAGCCUUCCUAAGUUAUGACAUAUCCUUUUGUGUAGAACAAUCCUAACCUUAUGCAAUAACAGAAAAUUAAGGAAGAAAUUGAAUAAUCUACUUAAACUGAAAGCAAGGUAGAAGAGAUAACAUAGGAUGAAUUUGUGAAGGACCUUAUUCAACAAUCUAAUAUCCAUCAAAUUUUAAGAUAAAAUAUAGAGAAUCUUCGAAUUUAAAAUAAAGGCAUCAAUGCAGAGACUCUAUAAGAAUCAGCAAGAUACAUGAAUAAAUUAUAAGAAAGAAUUCUUUUGAUUAAAACUUUAAUUAAAAUUAAUGGCACUGCAGCAAAUAUCAUUAAUCAAUAAUUUCUAGAUUUAAUUUGGAAUGAACUAAUUUUGAAACCUAUUUGUAAACAGGAAUGUGAUAUGGCAAGCAAUUGGUUAAGAGAUCUAGUUGAGAAAGAUUAAUAAUUCAGUCUGACUGAAUUAGAUGCAUUCUAUUUAAGACUAUUAAAUUCAGAUUCACAUCUCACUGAAAAUGCAUUUAAUUGCUUUUAGGCAAUACUGUACUAUAUAAAUCAAAAAGAGUAUCGAUUACAUAGACAAUAAUCAAAUUUGAAUUAAAAUUGUGAUCAAUAUGGGAAUAUUAUUAGUAUGACCAACACAAAUGUUAAUGAAAAUGAUCAACAAUUAGAAUUGACUCUAUUAGUGGACGUGAAUUAAAUUAUAGGAAUUGAAUAUUUAUGGCAUAUAGUGUUUAAUUCUCAACUGGAUAAAGCGGUUUAAUUGUUGGUGAAAUUGAAUUUAUCGCAAUAAGAACAAUUCAUAGACAGGAUCUUGGAUAAGAUGGAUUGUACAAAUGAAUAGACAAUACUUAAAUGUUUGGAUGUUCUGAGAAAUUUAUUGAAUGAAACUGAGACUAAAGGUGUUGGAUCCUUGCUUUCAUUGGAUGGUUUAGUAAAAGGAGACGGAUUUAGUAUCAAUAUUGUGAAUGACAUGGGAGAUGGAGCUCCUAGUAACAGAACAACAAUAAAGGUGUAUUCUAGAAUGACUAUGUUUGAAUUGAGAAGGGUGAUAGCGAAAGAGUUAUAUACCAAUUGGGAAUAGGUGAAAUUAGUAAGAAAUGGGGUUACAGUGUAGGAUACAGAUAAUGGUAAGACAUUGAAACAGAUGAAUGUUAGAAAGAGUGAAGUGAUAAAUGUGUACAGAAGAAAGACAAAGCCGAUUCCUUAACUACCUUUGGUUGAGGAUAACAAAUUAACACCUAAAUUUAUUAAAGUCUUGCAUAAGUUGUUUGAGUUGUAUUCAACAGACGGUAAGAUGAGUUCAGAGCAAUUGUCUAGUUUUGGAGUGAAGGCUGCAAAUGAUGAGAGUUUUAAAGAUGGAAAGAAAAUCAAAGAAGUGUGGAACUUGUAUGGUGAACAGAAAGGAUAUUUAACAGUUGACAAUUUUAUUUCAUUUUAUGAAGAUUGUUGUAUUCGAUAAAAGAUUUCAUCUAUAGUUUGGAAGAACUUGCAUUCAUUUGGUUAUAAGAAUGAUCUAACAUUAAUAGAAAACGAUGAAGUUGAUUUAGAUGAACAGAAAUUGCCUCGUUAUUAAUUGGCUCACAAUGAAAGAUUCUAUAGAUUGAUGUUCCACUUCAUUAAUCAAAGCGAUUAGAUUGCUUAAGAAUGUUGGAAGUUAUUGUGUUCUCUGCCAGUUUUUGAAGCAGCAAAGUAACGAAUUCUUAACUUUGAAGAUUUCACAAAGGAUAGAUCUUAUUAAUUAAUAUAUUCAAUCAAAAUUAUCGAACAUCUUUUGUAUACUGAAGAAUAUUGUAGAAACUUUGUUAAAUAUGGCGGAUUCAAGUAAUUACAAUUCAUUUUAAACAACUUGGAAUAAGAGAAUAUUAAAAUUGUGAAAUUAGCAUAAUGUUUGAUUUUGAACAUUCUCUGUAGACACAUAUCUGCUUAAUUCCAACCUAUUUUCAAUAACAUCUACCAAAUUCAGCAGCAUGUCAAGUAACCAAUUUAAGCUACAUUUGAUACCAUUGCCUAAUUAAUCGAUGGUACCUACCCAUCCUCUUCUGACAAUAAACCUUUAUUAAGAGUGAAGGAGACUGAAGAAUUCUUAGAAUUAGUCAAGUUUAUGAAUGGGUUAGAUAUCUAACUAGAUUAUGUUGAUUUGUUAAAAUGCAUAAUCAGCAUGUAACUGGAUAUAACUGAAGACAGAUUUAUCAUUGAGUUUAUUUUAAUUUUAAUCACUACAAUCGUUGGAUAUAAUUUGGGCAAUUGCUUAGAUUACUUUGUUUCAUCUAUCCAAACAAUUAAAUAACGUUAUGAAUAGUUAUUAUAUGCUCCCAAGUAAUUAUUAAUAAGGAAAUUUGCAGGAAAUUCUUUGUAUUUGAUAUUCAAAUGUUAGAAUCAGUUGGGAAAGAUUUUAAUUAAUAUAUUAAUUGAAUUGUUUCCAAAAAAUGAAAACAAGGAAUCGUAAUCCUAUUUUGAUUUACUUGCUAAGUUGAUUCAGGAAUCAAAAUACAGUGAUAAAUAAUUUGCAGAAAAUAUCAUAGCACAACUAAAGGAAUAUGAACCAACAGAAUCAAGAAUUGGGUUGACAUCUGAUAAGACUCUUACAGGUCUACUAUCAAUUUUAGAAAGUUUGAGUAUUGUAGACUAAAGUAUAUUGACAUAAUAAUUGAUCAUGUACUUAUACCAGGUUCACUUGUUUUGCUUCCAUUUAAAUACGUUUUAGCUUACACCCUAGAAAUAAUACACUCCAGAUUAUGUUAAGAGCAAGUCUCCUGAGAGCAGGAAGAUUGUUUAUAGAAUCAUAAUAUUAUAUUUAAAGUAGAAUUACAAUCCAGAGAUGUUGGAUUUAAAUACAAUCAUAUACCAGAUCAUUAUAUUUAGUGGAUUUGAUAUAAAAUUGAAUCCAAAAACAUAUCAUGGUUUUGUGGGCAUUCGUAAUUUGGGAUGUAUUUGUUACAUGAAUGCUAUGAUGUAACAAUUCUUCAUGACUCCUGAAUUCAGGUACUGCAUGUUGAGAGCUGAAGAUGGUGUUGAAAAUUAAGUGGUUCAAUACAAAGAUAAUUAGGGUUUAGAAUAUCAAAUAGAUGAUAACUCAAUUCAUCAAUUCCAGAGAUUACUAGCCUAUUUGGAAUUAAGUGAAAGACCUGAUGUCAAUCCUCAAUUCUUUUGCUAUUCCUUUAAGGAUUAUGAUAAUCAACCUGUUAAUGUCUCCUUACAAUAGGAUGCUUAAGAAUUCUUAAAUCAAUUUUUUGAUCGUUUAGAUAAUUAACUAAAGGGGAAAGGUUGGUAACAAUUUAUUGAGUCUAUUUACGGUGGGUAGACUUGCAGUUAAAUGAUAUGCAAUGGGUGCAAAAAUAUGAGAGAGAAAUUUGAUCUUUUUUACACUCUUUCAGUAAAAGUGAAAGGGGUUAAAUCUAUUCAUGAAUCCUUUGAAAGUAUGAUUAAUGGAGAGGUCAUCAAAGAUUACUAUUGUGAAUAAUGCAAGUAAAAGAAUGAUCUCAUCAAACGACAAUGCUUAUAAACCUUGCCAAAUGUAUUGAUAGUCCAUAUCCAAAGAAUUGUGUUCAAUUUAGAUAUCUUCAUGAAUGAAAAAUUAAGUACUCGUUUGGAAUUCCCACACAAUCUCAAUCUAUAAUAGUACACAAGAGAAGGAUUGCUUAACUCUGACAUCAAGUAGUAAUCAUAUUAUUAAUACAAAUUGAAAGGAGUAGUGGUUCACAAAGGAACUGCUUAAUAUGGACACUAUUAUAGUUUGAUUAAUACCAAGGAUGAAAAGUGGUUGAAAUUUAAUGACUCUGUGAUUGAGGAUUUCGAUGUUAAAAGAUUACCACAUGAAUGUUACGGAGGCAAAGAUACUGAAGAUAGUCAAGACUUUCAAGAGUCUGGCAGUAGCACUAAUGCAUACAUUUUAGUAUAUGAGAGAAUACAGAAAGAGUAAGUAGAAUUGAAAUUUGCUGAUCUACAAUAAAAACAAGAGAUUAUGUAGAAAUUUGAUAGUGUCAUUUAAGAGGAGGACAAUUAAGAUCUUACAUAUAAACUAGAUUACAAGACUAUGACUUAACAACACAUACCAGACUCUUUGUAUCAGGAGAUUUGGCAUGAUAAUCACAGGUUUAUGAUGGAGAGACAUGUUUACAGUGAGGAAUUCUUUAGGUUUGUUAAAGAAAUCGGAGAUGCUUUUCCAUACCCUGAGGACUACGCCUUAAUCACAAAUCCAGAAUAAGUGCCAUAGUAUUUUGGCAUUUACAAUAACUAUUAAGACAUAUAGGGAUAAGAAAAGAUUUAUUAAUUGUUAUCGAAUAUGACAUAUAUAACAAUAGAAUUGAUUGCGAGGUCAUCCGAUCAUUCCACUAUUAAAAAUUAUGUACUCAUCAUUAUGAAUCUCAUUAAUAUUAUACCUACGAAUGCUUUUUAAGUUUUUCAAAAUAUGAUAGUAAAUCGUCAAUAACGAGUAUUUAAUGUAUUAUUGUGUGCUCCUGAUUACAAUAUAAGGCAAGCAAUAUAGCAAAUUCUCUUGCAUUUUAUAAAUGUUAUCACCUACAUUCAUGCUCUUUAAUUAAACACUGAAUUAUUGGCAGUUCUAUAGCCAGAAAGUAGCACAGUAAGUUGUGAUCAAAUUGUGAUGAGAUUCCUUAUUGAUUUAAUACAGAAACUAUAAAAUGAUGUUGCCAAAAAUCCAACUAAGUUCAUUUAUUAUUUCACCUUUUGGAGGGACUUUGUCAAAUCUUCAGUUAUCAAUGUCAAAUUUGCAAGUCAAAUAGAGUUGGUUUCCAUAUUUGCUGAUUUCUUUAUGGAAAAGCAAUCUCCUUAAGGAUUAUAAAAAACAUAAUUUUAUGAAUUCAUCUCUGAGAAAAAGAUAACUAUGGCCAGUAAGAUGGUUGUACCAUUCUAUUCCUAACUUUUCUAAUGCAUACAAUAUUUAUUGCAAGACCAAAAUUAUGUUUUAUCAAAAAAUGAUACUCUUUGUCUUCAAACUUAGAUCUUCUAUAAACGGGCUUUAACAGAAUGCCAAGAUUUUGAAACAGUUAAAUUGAUCAUCUAAAGAAUGGUAUUCAACAAUGAACCUCUAUCCAGAUCUGUAAUUGAAGUAUUGUUAGAAGAAAUCAACAAAGCCAACUAUGAAAGUGUGGGUUAAUACUUAGGGUUAGCCUACAAUCUCCUUAACAUUUACGAUGCUUAUCAACAAGAACGCAUUGAAUGGUUGCUUGGUUUCCCAGAGCCUAAUUAUUAAGACAAAUACACCACAGGUUGUUCAACCAAUUUAUCAUAUCAAAGCAUACUCUAUUAAUCUCACAUAGGCUCUUAAAAUGAUAACAUUUCAAUCCUGAAUUUAUUAUUUGAGAAUCAAAAAAGAUUUUAAAAUGUGGCUAUCCAAAUGAUGAAAAUGACUCUGGCUGCUGCUAAUGCGAAUAAAUAAGUAUUUUCCUAUUUGGUUAAUCUGCCACCUCCAUGUUAUUUAUACUCAAAAUACACAGAUUGGUUUGAAGGAUUUCUGAAUGAAUUCUUAGAAGAUUGUAAAAAGUAUCCUGUCAUAGCAACAACCAUAUUUUUCAAUAAACAAAAGGAAGUUGAAGAAACCUUAUAGUUUUGGCAGCAAUUUAAAACCAACUACUCUUAAAUAACAGAAAUUGGAUUAUACGAGCCUAUUCAACCAAUCUACAUCAUAGGCAAUAUAAUACAGACAGAAUAAAUCUCAAGUGUUGUCCAAGUUGAUGGAGUCAUCUUAGAGUGUUAUGAAUCCACAGUCUAUUUUGCUGAAUCUAAACCUACUUUGACAACCAAUAAUGUCUUCCCAAUGACAAUAUUGUAUGAUAACAUUUAUUUGUAAUCUGCCAAAGUAGAUCCCUCUUCUAAUGUUCAUCACCUGAUUCAACCACAAGGAUCUUUCACCAUUCCAAAACCCCCUCCUCUUCCAAAAAAGAAGGACGUUAUCGAUGGAAUUGAUUUUGGUACUGACAUUAAUAAAACAUCUGAGUAAAGUAAGGCUGAACAAGAAUCCAUGACUUAAUUGUCCUAGUUCUCAAUGGAAUUAGAACAUAUCUCAGAUGCAAAUAAGUAGGGUGAUGUCCCCACUGCUAUUCCUCUUGUACAAUUUGGAGAGACACCCCAAUAAUUAAUACAUUGUGAUAUUGAAAUUCAAAUGGCUCCUAUGUUGAAGAGAUUCAUGUUGAAUAAUACUACAAAUCAAACUCUGCACAUAACUUAUUAGAUUACUCUUGAUCCAGAUUUCAUGGUUAAUUUUAGGUAGUAACUUUUAAUGAAUGAUAGACAUCCAGCUAAAAUUUGUAAGGUUGUUCCUCCCCAUAGUUCUGUAUACUUGACAACAAUUAUGAAGACAAUUCCUUCGAUGGAUUGGGGACUCUUUAUAGAAACCAUGGACAUUAAUUUUAAUGAAUAAGGCAACUCUGCUCCAUAGUAGCAACCUAAAAAACAAGUGAGAAUCGAUGAAGAAGUUUAAGUGUUCAUGCCUAAUCUUAAACCAGAAACAGGAUCCAAAAAUGAUGACAAUAUGCAAUGUCCAGUUUGUACAUACUUACAAUCAAAUUCAAACCACUUUUGUGAAAUGUGUACUUUUGAAUUUAAGUGA